AUGGCGACGACCUUUAAGCAAAAGGCCGAGGAACGGCUGCAGCUGGUGAAGAAAAAGGAAGAGGAUGGCGGCCACAAUGCAGACCCACCUACAAAGCGAGCUUGCACACAGGUCGACAAGCUCAUGAGCAAGAUGGGACCAGGUGACCUUUCUUUGGUGAAGGCUGGUAUGUACUGUGUAGCUGUGUUUGACAAGCCAGAGGACGGAUUGCCAGUCAUGGAGGACUGGAUGGCCACAUUUGAGUCCAUGUUGUUCAGUGGAAUUGACCUUGGACGUGAGUUCUCCCGAGUCAUGGAAUUGGAUGAGGGCAGUCACCCACCUGGCACCAGCACAGAAGAACGCCUGAUGGCGGUCGUGCAUCAGCUCCGCAUGUCCAGUGACGUCUUUGAUGCUCACGCAGACUACGCCUGCAUUUACUCAGCUCUCUUGGUAGAGGCCCGGCAGCUAGCUUCGUUCACGCCUGAAAAAGAGGCUCAGAUCAUGAAGGCCUUUUAUCAGCGGGAUUACAAGUCCGAUGUGGAAGCCAUUGUUGCAUCCAAAUUGGCCACUUGGAAGAUCCAACACUUUGGGCUGUGGGCUGAUGUCGUCGAGACUCCAACUGGCCCGCCGCCGUGUGUGGCAACCGCUGCUGAGUUGGUGGACUUAGAAGAUCAAGCACAAGCUGCGAGGCUUUGUCAGACCUUCAUGACCAAGUGCUGCCGGGUCUCGCUGCUGAUGGAGAAAUGCUUUGCAGACCCGUGUGCUGACACCGUGUUCCGGAAUUUGGCUGCUGCCAAGAAGGAAGUUGCUUGCCUCUCAGCACUGCAUUGUGGAGUGAAGGCACCGCAGGGAGCUGUCGUUCUGCAUCCCACUGCCUACGAUGGUUGCUUGGAGUUGGCAGGGAUGAAGCUGGGCCAUGCGAUUCUGAGUUCCAGUCUCAUUGAAGCGAACUACAAGUGUACCAAUGAGAUUGUGAAGUCUCAUCUUCUGCAGGCAUGGAAAUCCAACCAAGCUCCAAUGGACAAGUACAUGCCCAGGUACAAGAAAGAUCCGUCCCCUGAGGAUCUUCCACAGGGCGCGUCAAAGCCUACGCUCAAGAUCUGCCAGGUGGCAGAGGACAGCAACAAGCUGAUCCUGCCAAAGGACAUCAGGCACCAAUUCCUCUCUUGCCCAAUAUGGGGGCAAGAGUGGCGCGACGUAUUGACCAACUUUGACAAGUCCUGGGGUGCACCUUUGGCAGACACUCCAUCUCCAUCGAAACCAAGUCCGAUGAAGACAGAGACGCCGUCACCAAUCAAGCAGGAGGGGGAUGCAGAGUAUGAUUGGAAGUCUGCCUUCCCGGGUGAACCAGACAUGUUUGAGAAGCUCAAGGAGAAGGUUGGGGGCGCAGAGAAUUUCACUGAAGUGGCAGGGCCAACUUCCACGACUACGUUCAUCAUUGCACCAGGGCCUUCUUUGUAUGUCCAUGCAAAGGAGCCUGUCAAGUUGCCUUGCAACCCUUUGCCUUUCAUCACUCAUGGUUGGGCAGAAGGCUACCAAGUUCGAGGCAAACAAUCAGGGCAAAGCCAUCCCCUGUUCGUUCACUGA
Molecule: messenger RNA, 1566 nt
Organism: Durusdinium trenchii
Lineage: Eukaryota; Dinophyceae; Suessiales; Symbiodiniaceae
Source: the annotation of a GenBank genome assembly